Molecule: messenger RNA, 3870 nt
Organism: Sarcophilus harrisii (Tasmanian devil)
Lineage: Eukaryota; Metazoa; Chordata; Mammalia; Dasyuromorphia; Dasyuridae
Gene: TTYH2
Product: tweety family member 2
Exons: 14
Coding region: 124-1731 (535 amino acids)
Cellular component (GO): plasma membrane
Molecular function (GO): intracellularly calcium-gated chloride channel activity; volume-sensitive chloride channel activity
Source: RefSeq, a predicted model, not a curated record
GGAGGGCUCCGAGGGCCGGCCGGGGAUGGUGUCGGGAGCGCGCCCCGAGCAGUGGGCUCGCCUGCCGCGGCUGCUCUGCUGCCUGGCGGGACACACGCACGGACCGGCCGAGGGGCAGCAGCAAUGCCGGCCGCCCGCGUGGACUACAUCGCGCCCUGGUGGGCCGUCUGGCUGCAUAGCUUCCCGCACUUGAACCUGCGCUUGCAGCCUGUGGAUAGCACCUUCAACCCCCAGGACGCCAGUUACCAGGAGUCCCUGCUGUUACUGGGGCUCGUGGCUGGCAUCUGCCUGGGCCUGAACUUGAUCUUCAUCACAGCCUACCUGAUUUGCUUGUGCUGCUGCAACCAGGAUGAGGAGGUGCAGACCAAGCAGCCCAGAUCCUCCUGCAUCACCUGGACCUCCGUGGUGGCUGGUCUCAUCUGCUGUGCUGCAGUGGGAGUUGGUUUCUAUGGAAACAGCGAGACCAAUGAUGGGGUCUACCAAUUGAUCUAUUCCUUGGAUAAUGCCAACCACACCUUCUCAGGGAUUGAUGAACUGGUGUCAGGUACCACCCUAAAAAUGAAGGUGAACUUGGAACAACACUUGGCACGACUCAGUGAGAUCUUUGCUACCCGGGGGGACUACAUCCAGACGUUGAAGUUUGUGCAGCAGAUGUCAGGCAACAUCAUCCUACAGCUCUCAGGACUACCUGUGUGGAGGGAUGUCAGCAUGGAACUGACGGAGGUGGCCAACAAGACCACCUAUGUGGAAUAUUACAGGUGGCUUUCUUACCUCUUGCUUUUCAUCUUGGACCUGGUUAUCUGCCUCAUUGCCUGCUUGGGGCUGGCUAAGCACUCCAAGUGUCUCCUAGCUACGAUGCUUUGCUGCGGCGUGCUCACUCUGCUCCUCAGCUGGGCCUCCAUGGCGGCAGACACAGCAGCGGCGGUGGGCACCAGUGAUUUUUGUGUAGCUCCGGACAAGUUCAUCCUCAAUGUCACACAGGGCCAGGUGAAUACAGAGAUAACCCGUUACUACCUGUAUUGCAGCCAGGGCCUGAGUAACCCAUUCCAACAGGCACUGACCAUCUUCCAGCGAUCGUUGACUACGAUGCAGAUCCAAGUCCUUGGCCUCCUGCAGUUUGCAGUGCCCUUGUUCCCCACAGCAGAGAAAGAUCUGCUUGGGAUACAGCUGCUACUGAACUCUUCUGAGUCCAGCCUCCACCAACUGACUGCCAUGUUAGACUGCAGAGGACUGCACAAAGAUUAUCUCGAUGCCCUGAUUGGUGUUUGCUAUGAUGGUGUGGAAGGGCUGCUCUACCUCGGCCUCUUCUCCCUCUUGGCUGCCAUGGCCUUCUCAACUAUGAUCUGUGCAGGGCCUCAGGCCUGGAAAUAUUUGGUUGUCAGGGACCGCAGCUACGAUGACAUCGAUGAAGACGAUCCUUUCAAUCCCCAGGCCCGGCGCAUCGCGGCCCACAACCCAUCGCGGGGGCAGCUCCGAAGUUUUUGCAGCUACAGUAGCAGCCUGGGCAGUCAGACCAGCCUGCACCCCCCGGCGCAGACAGUCUCAAAUGCCCCUGUCUCAGAAUACAUGAACCAAGCGAUGCUCUUUGGUGGGAACCCGCGCUAUGAAAACGUGCCGCUGAUUGGAAGAGCCUCUCCUCCCCCCACGUACACUCCCACCAUGAGGGCAACCUACCUUUCCGUCACCGAUGAACAUAUGAGGCAUUACGGGAAUGAGUUUCCGGCCCAAUAGUCUUCAAGUGGUUUCUUUUCUUCCUUUUUUUUUUCCCUGAAAGAAAACACAAGCUAUAUUUCUUAAAUAGAAAUUAAAGGAAACUAGAAAAAUGCAUGAACUAAGGGAAUGAAACAAGCUCAACUGAACAGAGCAUGAGCCAGUGGAGCUGAUUCAAGAGAAAGCAGGCUCCAGAGCAAGGCUGGCGUGCUGGAAAAUGGCAGACUACCAACCAUAGGCAGAGAGACGUUGGGGGUCUCUGUGGUGUGCCCCCCUCGAGUGCCAUCCUCUCCAUGUUGGAAAUGCCCAAUGGUGGGAACCUAGAAGCUGCUGUUCCUUAAGUUGUACUUCAGUCAUUUUCUUCUUUCAAAGAAAAGAUGGGAGACCUGGACAAGACCAGAUGCUGCAGUCCAGAGGACAGAACUACCCCUCCUUGAACCUUCACUGAGGACUUUUCUUCUAUCACAUUUUUAUAGUUACUCUGAGUCAAAAGCAUAGGUCAUCAGAUCUCUUAAUCUCCUCUUCCCCCUCCUUCCCAACUGCACUGAUUAGGAGAGAUUUUUUUUUUUUGACCUGUCUGAAAUAAAGGGAAGAAUUGCUUUGUUUGGUUUUUUUUUUAACUUUUUAAGAAAAGUUAAUGUGAAAUAAGUAGUUUAAUACUAUCCAAAUAAAUAGGCCAUAGGGCCGUGCUGACUCUUUGGUAUCAACAUACCAAUAUAAGUCUUACCAUAUAGGUAUAAAUUUGUUGAGUACGAAACGUGGAGAUGGGAUUAUGAUAGAGACAGAAAAAAGGGAUAGUAUUGGAUAGUGCACAUUGAUGAUCUUCCAGGAGAAUUUAAGAUAGGGAUUUGGGACCUCUUUGGCUUCUUCCAUCAUGUACAUGUAUUAUGCAUGUUUGCCAGUGGACACCCACCCUUUCUAUCUAUGCCUUUGACCAACUUGUUUCCUUCAGAUGGAAAUUCUGCUCUGAGUUUAUUAGAUAUAUGGGGCUGGUCUCAGGUGUUCAGGGAAACAUUUGGAAAGGUAUAUAAUCUUUUUUUUUUUUUAAUCAGUUAUCCAAAGGAGAGAAACCUUCAGUACAUUCUUUUAAGAUGUGGGAUUUUGAAUUCCUUUCCUACAUUUAAAAAAUGUAUAUAUAUACACAUAUAUAUUGAUAUUAUUCUUAGUAUUGAUCAACACCCCUGGGCUUAGCAGAAAUUUUUUUUUUAAAUAAAAUGCAUGGAAAACUAAGAGUGAGACAUUCACUAAUGCCUAAAAAAAAAUCCUCGUUUCAUCCCGCUGAGGGAGAAAGUAUCUUUAAUGAGAGAGGCAGCUAACCAGGACAGUGGAACUGAAUUUUCACAUUAAGGGAAGAGCUGGGAGAGGGACAGGUUAUUUUUUCCUGUUUAUUUCCAUGCAAAAUUUUCUCUCUUUUUCAAGAGGAAGCUAUCAGGUCUCACAAAAAAAAAAAAAAAGAAGAAGAAGAAGAAGGAAAAUGUGUCUUCCACUGUGUAACACCUCUUUCCUACCACUGGCAUAUUUUCCUUUAAACUUUCAUAUAUCAUGCUACCAGCUUUUACUUCCAUUAUGAAAAUAGGCUCUUAAGCCAAGAGGAAAUAAUGACCUACCAUCCUUCCUUUCCUGAGGAUUGAAGGUUAAGGUCUUUGGUGCUUCCAAUCUCCUGCCAACCCAAAGUGCACACAUUCAAGCCCCUUCAGCAACAGAAAUAAAAUUCUGCCUCAGCUGGUGAUUCGGAGACUUCUUGUGGUUUUGGAAGACCUCCCUUGUUGGAAGAACGAUGCUAAAGGUGUGAAGUAUUGGCUAGCUUACGGCAGGAAAAACCAGCAUUGGCAAGCCAGGCCACCGCAACCCAGGGCUCUUCCUUUGGAGCUGCUGGACUACCAGUGACUUACUGUAUCCCUGUAUUAUACUAACCUGUAUAUACUGUGUACCAUUAAAAAUAUCCUUUGUAUUUCCAUGACCUUGGACCAUGUAACUAGGAGCAACUAGUUUCACAAGAUUUUGCUUCUUAACAUUUCAUCGUUGUGACUAGGACAGCUAUUUUUAACGCAUGUAAAUGAAACAUUUUGGGGGGAGCUCCUCAAGGAGCAAAAUGGGGAAACCUCUGCCUGAUUGUGGGUAGUCCUGCCCAGGAGAAAGAAAUAAAAACUUGUACCAAUG